Molecule: messenger RNA, 2375 nt
Organism: Vollenhovia emeryi
Lineage: Eukaryota; Metazoa; Arthropoda; Insecta; Hymenoptera; Formicidae
Product: shootin-1-like
Exons: 9
Coding region: 152-2173 (673 amino acids)
Source: RefSeq, a predicted model, not a curated record
UGCGUGAGUGCGUGUGCGCGCACUCGGUUUUCCUCCGAGAAACGACGCGCUCUCCCGCAUUCUCCUUCGCGUGCAGGCCCCGCGCGCGGGUGCCGGGAGAGAUAAUGUAACGUUACGCAGCGAGAGGCACGCGCGGACUCGGGCCCUCAGUAUGCUCGUGGACGCGCGCCGGGAAGGUGAACGCCGCGCACGAGCGGAGUCCGAGGAAAGGGAGAGAAGGAAAAAGAAUCCUGACACUUUCUCGGCUUUACGUGCUUGGUGCAGCGAACGCACCAUGAAUAGGACGGAAUUCAACAUUGUCCUGAGCACGGAGCCGCCGAGGACGUCCCCGAACGUGAUUCACUCUCACAUUCCGGUGCCGAGAAUAUCGGCCGCGAUCAAGGCACAAGAGAGAUGUCCUCCGAAACGCAGAGGAUCCUUCGAGAAGCUUGGCCGCGGCACGGGCAACGUGGCAGCCCAGAGAGCGUCCUUCGAGAAGCUCGAGGCUUCAGUCGUACAGCUGAGGCCGCGCAACAACAAUCAACUGUCGGCCCCCAGUCUCGAAAUGCGAAAAUCGGAGGAAAAGACGACGCCGGCGAGCGGUUGCAAGACGAACGACGUCGUCAGGCUCAACAGGAGUAACAGCUUCUUGGAGAGCAAGUGGAAGGGCAAGUACGAGGAUUCGGAGAAGAGGCGGAAACACCUGCUGCAGAAGAGCGAGACUGCGAAUAAGGAACACGUGGAUUUAGAGAAAAAAUUUCAGCAACUGCAGAGGGAAAAUGGCUUGCUGCAGUCGCAAGUUCAAGAGAAGGACCAGAAGUUGCUGAAGUUACGAACGGUUUCCGAAGCGGUGUGUAAGGAAUACGAACAAUUAAAACAUCAGUAUGACGUGGAAACGAACGCGAUGCACAAAGCUAUGCAACAAGCUUCUCAGUGGUACCGACAAAACCGCGAGCUGAAGCGAAGGUCUCAAAUCGUAGCGCAGAAGCUUCUACACAGCAAUCCGGACGAGUCGCUGCACUUCGACGUGUCCGAUGAAGUGGACACAAAUUUUGAUGAUUUGGAGCAGCUUAGGCAAACUGUGAAAGACCUGAGUGGCGAAAUAGCGCGACUACAAACGGAACUUCAUUCCGCCCGGCUUCAGGAAUUCGAGGCGCAGGAGCAGGUGACGCAGCUGACCACGCAGCUGGAGGAGGAAAGGGUCCUCCGACAAAAAGGUGAGGGCAAAAUUAAUGAGAUGAAAGUACACAAGGAGAACAUGGAAAGAGUCACGAAAAUGGUGACCGAGGAGGUGCAGACUCUGAAGACGCAAUGCGAUCGCGAGAGGGAAAGUGCGAAAAUUCUAAGGAUGGAAGCUGAGAGGGUCCAGAAAGAACGAAAUGUCUUGGCGCACCAAAGCGCUCUUCUUAUGGCUGAGGUGGGAGACGACCCGAAUGGGAGAUUGUUAGCCGUUUUGCAAGAGGUGGAAUCCCUAAAGAGGCAACUGGAGGAGGAGCAGCAAAGUCAUGCUUCUCAAGUGCAGAUAUUACAGGAAAAGUUAGAGGAAAAAGAAUCGAAUGUAGAAUUUGAGAUUGUCGAGGAGAAGUUAAAGUUCGCGGAGUCUGAAUUAGAAGUAGUUGUUCAGAGAGCCGAAAGGGCUGAGAAAUCGGCGGAGGAGCUGGAGAACGUCGUGCGUUGCUUAAAACAGAAAAUCAGCGAGUUAGAGGAGAAAGUUUCGAAACCGCCACCGCCACCGCCACCCCCUCCCCCACCGCCGGUGUCGACGAUUGGUCAGUCGUCGAUAAAAUUGCUGACUAAAGAAAAAUUGACCUCGGCUGUAAGCGAUAUGGAAAAUAUGCUCGGCAUUGCGCCGAGAAAAACCCCCGCGGUCGCCCAACAACCCGCUAUCGACGAUAUUAUCAAUCAAAUUAAAGGCGGGCGUUUCACGUUGAAGCAAACGGACGUAAGUUGGAUUAAAUGCAAAUAUUUAGAAUACAUCAUACACGUGUUUAAAGUGCCAUUAAUUUUACAUACAUUUUCUUUUAAUCCGCACAUCUUUUCAGUAUUUGUGUUUUCGAACAAAACGCAGUAUUCUUUUUCGGCGAUUUUAAUAUGCAUAUUUGAGCAAGACGUUGGUUUCAGAAACAAAGAGAAGAAGAGCGGAAAAGGCGACAAGAAGCGGAGAGUAAACCGCCAGCAGUUUCGGAAAUGUUAAAUAUUCUUGGUACUAUGAGACGAAGAGCCAAGCCAAUAAGACAAUCGUUCAAGUUUACAGAUACAGCGUCAUAGUAGUGAAAAUUGUUUGACAAUUUGCAAUUCCGACAAAAGUUUGACAAAUAAUCGGCUAAAUCAUAUAUCGCCAUUACUUCACAGUACAAUAUAUGUCCUUGUUAUUCUACGUGUACAGUUUGUCUUAU